ACGGAAGAAUUCCUCCAGAUUCGCGUAAAGGUUGAAUCUCUCGUCUCAGCUUCUUCCUUCUUCCCAAGGACGCUUUUAUAGGGGGUCGUGGUUGCUACAGGCUUCAUGGAUGAAGCGGAACAACACAGAAUUUGCUCCUGCAUUCCGGAGAACGACAUCGACAUGGUGUCAAGCUGGACGACGAGCAGCUGUUGUUGCUAAGGCAAUGAUGGUGUGGAGAUGUUUAAAAGCAGGAUGAUCAGAAAAUGGUUUGUGAAGCAGACAAUGCUGAUGGGAGAGUAAUGAGACACCUUAAUUUAUUUGAAUCUCAGAAGAAAUUAAAGGGAUGAGGACAGAUUCUAUCACCAAGCCAAUUCCUUUUAAAUUGAAUUGUCCUUCCAUUUUUGUUCAUUUUAUUUAAGCAAUAAGGCAAAUCACAGGUUAUAAAUCAAAUGAAAAUAG
This is a messenger RNA of Rubroshorea leprosula, 441 nucleotides long. Lineage: Eukaryota; Viridiplantae; Streptophyta; Magnoliopsida; Malvales; Dipterocarpaceae. The record is from the annotation of a GenBank genome assembly.